Rhizophagus irregularis DAOM 181602=DAOM 197198 is the source of this 690-nucleotide messenger RNA. RefSeq lists its product as uncharacterized. Gene Ontology annotation, molecular function: ATP binding; protein serine/threonine kinase activity. The record is from RefSeq and is a predicted model, not a curated record. NCBI's taxonomy places the organism in Eukaryota, Fungi, Glomeromycota, Glomeromycetes, Glomerales, Glomeraceae. Gene Ontology annotation, biological process: protein phosphorylation; cell surface receptor signaling pathway.
AUGGUAUUGGAAUACGCCAAUGAAGGAAAUUUAAGGGAUUAUUUUAAAAGAAAAUUUGAUUCAUUGCAGUGGGAAAAUAAGAUUCGAAUGGCGUUGGAUAUUACGUGUGGAUUAAAAUGUUUACACUCUGACGGCAUAAUCCAUAGAGACUUGCACUCAAAAAAUAUAUUAGUAAAUAAUGGUAGACUAUUAAUUGCAGAUUUUGGAUUGUCUAAGCGAUUAACGGAAGUUACAUCUAGUUCAAAAUCUAAUAAUAUUGGAAUUAUUGAAUAUGUCGAACCACAAUGUUUAAGGAGUGUAAAUUAUGUAAAAGAUAAAAGGUCUGAUGUAUACAGUUUAGGUGUUUUAUUAUGGGAAAUUACAAGUGGGCAUCCUCCCUUUCAUACGGUAGAACGAGAUAUGUUAGGUUAUCAUAUUAGUCAUGAGAAUCUUAGAGAAGAACCAAUUGAUGGUACACCUUCAGAGUACAGACAACUUUAUCAAAAAUGUUGGGAUGGCGAUCCAGAGAAAAGACCUAAUAUUAAUGAUGUAUACAAUGAAAUUUUACGACAAUAUGCCAAUGAUGCUAACGAACAACAAGAAGAUCCAUUAGCUGCAUCUAUUAGUGAUAAUCUUAAUAGUUUAUAUAAACAAUCAGGCCAAUUAGGUCUAUGCAUAGAAACCUGCUCGAUUGACUGUAAUCGUCAAUAA